GAAUGAAAUAAUCCAAUACUGGGGAUACCCCAGUGAAGAGCAUGAAAUUUUGACAGAGGAUGGCUACUACUUGCAAGCAAACAGAAUUCCUUAUGGAAUGCACAGUUCUGGGAAGACAGGUCCUAGGCCAGUUGUUUUACUGGUACAUGGUAUUUUGAGUGAAGGUAGGACCUGGAUUGUAAAUCCUCCCAACAGUAGCCUAGGAUUUGCUCUAGCAGAUGCUGGCUGUGAUGUUUGGUUAAUAAAUACUAGAGGGACCAGCUGGUCUAGGAGACACAAGACCCUAUCAAUUGACCAAGAAGAAUUUUGGAAUUUCAGCUUCCAUGAAAUUGCUAUAUAUGAUAUUCCAGCAACAAUAAAUUUUAUCCUGCACAAAACUAAGGAAGAAGGGUUGUAUUAUAUCGGUCAGUCUCAGGGUGGGACACUUGGUUUAGUUGCCUUUUCACUCAGGCCACAGGUUGCUCAGAAAGUCAAGCUCUUCAUGGCUUUGGCUCCUACCUACACAUUUGUGGGCACCAGUGGACCUGCGGCGAUAUUUUUCAAUCUUCCUGAUGGAUUAAUCAGACUGAUAUGGGGGACGAAAGAAUUUGUCGGUUUUAGUAACAAACGGAAAAGACUGAAUGCCAAGCUCUGUAGUUAUCCAGUAAUAGAUCAGAUUUGUAUCCAAAUUAUUUUCCUGAACAGUGGAUGCAAUCCAAAUAACUUAAAUGUGAGUCGAGUAGAUGUGUAUACUGGAAUUCUUCCCGAUUUUGCUUCUGUAAAAAACAUGAUCCACUUGGCCCAGGUUUUUAAAUCAAAAGAACUGAAAUAUUUUGACUAUGGCAGUAAGAACAAAGCUAUAUACAAUACGACCACUCCUCCAUUCUAUCAAAUCGAAGACAUGGUUGUGCCAACUGCUGUGUGGUAUGGUGGACAUGAUAUUAUGUCAAACAGAAAGGACAUUCAGCUGUUGCUUCCUCGAAUCUCUAAUUUGGUUUUCCAUAAGUAUAUUCCUGAAUGGCAGCAUGCCGAUUUUUUAUGGGGUCUGGAUGCUCCAAAGAAACUAUACCCUGAUAUAUUUCAUCUGAUACUGAAGUACAAAUAAAAUGUUACA
Lacerta agilis (Sand lizard) is the source of this 1093-nucleotide messenger RNA. RefSeq names its product lysosomal acid lipase/cholesteryl ester hydrolase-like. The record is from RefSeq and is a predicted model, not a curated record. The coding region runs from base 98 to 1084 and encodes 328 amino acids. Lineage: Eukaryota; Metazoa; Chordata; Lepidosauria; Squamata; Lacertidae. The transcript is spliced from 8 exons.